AUGAAGCUCCUAACUAAGGAAGAAGAAGAUGCCCACUACAGUGAGGUCCUCAAAGGUGGCUCCGUCGGAGGUGUCUCCGGUCUCGUCAUCGGUGUCGCAGGUGUCCUGCUUGCCUCUCGUCGGUACCACACGAUCCGCAACCUGACAGUCCCUAUGAAAUCCUUCCUGGUGACAUCGUCCGGUACUUUCGCCGGUAUCAUCUCCGCCGAUCACGCGUCGCGCAAAUUCGAGAGCGAGCGCAACACUAUCACAAAGUGGUACGAUACUCGCGAGGAGCGCCUUCGUGCCGAGGAGAGCGCCGGCCAGACCAUCUCCGACCGCAUUACAGCCUUUGCCCGUCGCGAAAAGUACAAGAUUAUCAGCGCUACCUGGAUUGCCUCCAUGCUUGGCUCGUUCGCUCUCGUCAGUCGCAACCCAUACCUCAGUGGCCAGCAGAAGCUUGUUCAGGCCCGUGUCUACGCCCAGGGUCUGACCCUUGGUGUGCUCUGUGCUUCUGCUGCAUUCGAGAUCUCUGACCAGCGCCGUGGUCGCGGCUUGCUUGAUUCCAAGCGAGCCGCCGCUAAGGCUGACGAUUCUGCUGAGCCUGCGCCUGUUCAUAAGGACCAGGAGUCUGACAGCGAUCUGUGGAAGGAUAUGGUUGCCGCUGAAGAGCAGCGCUUGAGCAACAAGCAUCAGUCUCUCUACGAACACCACGAGCGUCAGCAGCAGGCUGCUGAGGCUAAGAAGAGCGAUGCGCCUGCCUCCGACGACAAGAACGAGGACUCCAAGUCAGAGAGUGAUGAUAAGGACGCAAAAUCUGAGAAGAAGGAAGCCAAGUCCGACAGCAAAAAGCACUCUUAA
Molecule: messenger RNA, 840 nt
Organism: Penicillium salamii
Lineage: Eukaryota; Fungi; Ascomycota; Eurotiomycetes; Eurotiales; Aspergillaceae
Source: the annotation of a GenBank genome assembly